This is a messenger RNA of Peronospora matthiolae, 282 nucleotides long. Lineage: Eukaryota; Oomycota; Peronosporomycetes; Peronosporales; Peronosporaceae. The record is from the annotation of a GenBank genome assembly.
AUGCGAGAGCAUAAGUUGUUCGCGAACCUCAAGAAGUGUAUAUUCGCAGUGAACGAAAUACCACUUCUUGGCUGCAUCGUGGGUAAAAACGGUGUACGCCCUGAUCCGGAAAAGACUAAGGCGAUUAGCGACUGGCCUGUGCCAGUCGACGUCAAGGGACUUCGAAAGUUCCUUCGCUUGGCAGCGUAUUUUCACAAGUACUCGCGCAACUACGCCGAGAUGACCGUACAUCUCUCUCGUCUACUAAAGAAAAACGAGAGGUGGUCAUGGAGUGCUGAGUAA